CGGUGUCCUUCUGCUUUGUGACGGGUUAUAACAGCAGCAACAAGGUGAAAACACAGUUCAACGACCAAGAUGGAAACCAAGCUGACAUCAGAGCCAAAAUCCAUUGGUGUGAAUAAUGGGGGGGCAAGGAUUGUUGUGGAUGAUGACGAUGAAGUUCUCAGCCGGACCGACCUCUCUGAGAUGUUAGCUGAGGGGACCAAGGAGUCCCACAACAGAGCAGAGAACUGCCAGUUUGUCAAAGAUUUCCUCAGAGGCCGCAUCAAAAGGGAGCUGUUUAAGAGAGGCACAGCAGCUCUGUACUUUGUCUACUCUGCCAUGGAGGAGGAGAUCGAGAAGAACAAAGACCAUCCUCACAUCGCACCAAUCUAUUUCCCCACAGAGCUUCACAGGUGCGAGGCCCUAGCCCGGGAUCUUGAGUAUUUCUAUGGAGAGGACUGGGAGAACCAGAUCAGCCUCUCUGCAGGCACCAAACCCUACGUGGACCGCAUCCACGAGGUGGGAGAGAAGGACCCAGUGCUGCUGGUGGCCCACUCCUACACCCGCUACAUGGGCGACCUCUCAGGCGGACAGAUCCUCAAGAAAGUGGCACAGAGGGCACUGAAGCUCCCAUCAACGGGCGAGGGUCUCAACUUUUAUCAGUUUGAAGGCAUCCACAGUCACAAAGGCUUCAAGCAGCUUUACCGAAGCAGGAUGAAUGAACUGGAACUGGACCCUGAGACCAAGGAGAGGAUUGUGGAUGAGUCCAACCGGGCAUUUAGCUUCAAUAUGAUGGUGUUCACAGACCUUGAGGAGAUUGGGAAGACAAUCAAAGAGGAAAUCCAAGAUGCAGGACUUGGACACAGUCAUGCAGAGAUCAUGGAGGGUGGUGAUAUCAACAAGUGCCCCUACUAUGCUGCAAAAAUGGCUGCCAGUGGAAACCCCACCUAUAUGUGCCAGUUAGCCAUGAUGCUUCUCAGACAUCCGCCCUGUCAGGUGGCUCUGGCUGCCUGGGUGGCCGUCCUUGCUGGGUUAACUGCCUGGUAUCUUCUAUGAGCUCUGAUUCACCCGUUCUGC
Lates calcarifer (barramundi perch) is the source of this 1053-nucleotide messenger RNA. It is a transcript of the gene hmox2a, whose product is annotated as heme oxygenase 2a. The record is from RefSeq and is a predicted model, not a curated record. Gene Ontology annotation, molecular function: heme oxygenase (decyclizing) activity; heme binding. Gene Ontology annotation, biological process: heme catabolic process; heme oxidation; response to oxidative stress. NCBI's taxonomy places the organism in Eukaryota, Metazoa, Chordata, Actinopteri, Centropomidae.